Sipha flava (yellow sugarcane aphid) is the source of this 2806-nucleotide messenger RNA. It is a transcript of the gene SNF4Agamma, whose product is annotated as 5'-AMP-activated protein kinase subunit gamma. The transcript has 15 exons. NCBI's taxonomy places the organism in Eukaryota, Metazoa, Arthropoda, Insecta, Hemiptera, Aphididae. Bases 100 to 2547 code for a protein of 815 amino acids. The record is from RefSeq and is a predicted model, not a curated record.
CGCCUAGGCGCCUAGCAUCAGUCGAUCCGUGUUCGUCACUUCGUUGCAGGGCCUCGGAUCAUGAUUGGCCGGCACGUUUUCUGAGAAUCUAAGGUGAAAAUGUCGUCAGCGGCUGGGAAGCAAAGUAACAACUCUGGACAGGACGAUGAGGGCGAAGAAGAAGAUGACGAAGUCGGGGACCUGGUGUCUGCCAUCAAUUACAACACCAUUAAUUAUAACACCAUAUCUUCUAUGGCCGUGCUCAAAGAAAUACUUGGAGCUCAAGAUAGUCCAGAAGACGCAGAUUGGUUUCAACAUUAUUUUUUACGCCAUGUUAACCGCUUACCAUCGCGAAGUCAUCAGUUUGUUGGUCGACGUCUUUCAGAAUGUAAAGAAGAAGAUGAACAUAUUGAAAAUAUUUUGAAAUCACCAUUGACUGAGGAUCAACCAAAUAGUACUAAUAUCAGUGCUAAAUCAACACCACCAAUUUCACCGCCAUCACACCAUAGAGAUAAGCAUUUUUUUGACGUUAAUCUAGUAGAAAUGAAGUCUCAAGCAUCUUCGACUUCAACUUUAGACUACGACUCAAUGGAUGAUGUAUGGAUUAAACGAUAUGAUCCAGAAACAUCAAAACGUCGAUCGGAACUUGGGUCACAACCUUUGCCAACUACAGCAGAUGAUACUGAUGGCCAGUUAGUAUCAAUCAAUCGACCAAGAUCUGAUACAUGGAGCAAAGGAGGGUCAGCUCCUGUUCUUUUACCUGCAGUAAUUGCUGCUUUGGCUAAAUCUAAGAAAGUAUCAGUUGGUGUUGAAAGACGUCAGUCUGGUGAUGACAUUUUAGCAAAAGGUACUCCUAAAGUACAGCCAUCAAAGAAUAAAAUUCAACAAUCUCAAUCCCAACAAAUUCAACAAUCACAAAAGAAAAUGUCACCAAAACCUCGUUCUGGGCAAUCUCCUUCUCACACGCGUAAAUCAAAUACAAUUUUAGAUGCAUUUAGGCCUCGAUCAAAAUCUGACGCUGCAUCUAAAAAGAAUAAUACAAUUAUGUUACAAAUGAAAAAUUCUAUUCAACAAACUCUUAAAUCUCCUGGAUCAAGUGCUCGAAAUAGUAUUAGUGGAUCAAUUGCUUCAACUGAUACAACUGAACAUACUAAUUCAGUACUACCUGCUGCUCGUAAUCGUUACAAACAAACUACAGUAGCUGCAAGACCACGAGCUGGAUCAGAUAGUUCUAGCACUAAGGGAGCUGUGUCUAAAAUGAUGGAUUUAUUUAGACAUAGAUCUCAAAGUGCAGUUUCUGCUGAAGACAAACGGAAAGCUAAAGCAGCAAAUAUUCAACAUACAAAUCUCGCACAAGGAGCUUUAUUACGUAGAAGUUCUCUAGAUCCUGAAACUCGCCGAUUGUCCCUGGGCACAAUAUCCAACUCGAGAAAAAACUCUGACAGCUUUUUAGAUCCUACACAUGCCGCCAUAUUAUUCCGUGACUCCAGAGGACUUCCUGUUGCUGAUCCAUUCUUAGAAAAAGUUAAAAUAAAAGAUCUGGCUGAGGAUGAAAGUCAGAUUUUUGUGAAAUUUUUCCGUUUCCAUAAAACUUAUGAUCUCAUACCAACUAGUGCAAAAUUAGUUGUCUUUGAUACGCAGUUAAUUGUAAAAAAAGCAUUCUUUGCCUUAGUUUACAAUGGUGUUAGAGCAGCUCCAUUAUGGGACAACAAACGGCAGAAAUUUGUGGGUAUGCUAACAAUUACAGACUUUAUUAGGAUACUGCAAAAGUAUUAUUCUUCAUCAUCUUCCAGCAUGGAGGAAUUAGAAGAACACAAGUUGGAUACUUGGAGAAACGAAUUACAUGAAGAUCGACCUCAAGAAUUGAUAUCAAUUGGGCCAGAUAUGUCAUUAUAUUUUGCUAUUCAAACAUUAAUAAAUAAUAAAAUACACAGGCUUCCAGUUAUCGAUCCAAUCACUGGAGAUGUUCUUUAUAUUGUCACACAUAAACGUAUAUUACGUUUUCUUCAUCUUUACGUAAGGAUUCAUGAUUUACCAAAACCUGCUUACUUGUCUAAGAGUCUUGAAGAAUUGAAAAUUGGCACUUAUGAAAAUAUAGAAACCGUGUCUGAAAAUACAUCUAUUAUACUAGCAUUAAAGAAAUUUGUCGAACGCAGAGUAUCUGCUUUACCUAUGGUUGAUCAUGAAGGUCGACUCAUUGAUAUAUUUGCUAAAUUCGACGUAAUUAAUUUAGCUGCUGAACGUACCUAUAAUAAUUUAGAUGUUACUCUAAAACAAGCUAAUGAAUAUCGAAGUGAUUGGUUUGAGGGUGUACAAAAAUGCCACCUGACUGAUACAUUAUUUAAUGUUAUUGAAAAAAUUGUCCGUGCAGAAGUACAUAGGCUAGUGAUUGUGGACACUGAAGAUAAAGUCAUUGGAAUUCUCUCAUUAUCUGAUAUUUUACACUAUUUAGUUCUUCGACCUUCUGGAGCUGAACAAUCACUGAAAAACAAAGACCUAUACGAAAAUAAUGUGGAAAGUUCUAAGGCUUUAAAUUCAAUUAUGGAGCCAGUAUUAUUACACUCGUAAUGUGGACAAACAUUUUUUCAAUCCCGUGACAUUGUAUGAUGUAUGGAAAUAGAAUCAAUAGUUUGUUGUCACAAUACUGAAUGAUCUGGCAUAAUUUUAUUUGUAUAAGUAUUAUUUACCUAUGUAGUAUUAUACAACAGCGCUUUAGAGACAACAAAAUGAUCAUUCUCUCUAAGUAUUAGUUGAAAAUUUUAUGUUCAAUGCCUUUUUUUCUUAUUAUCUUAUUAUCUUUUUUAUUAUUAUUAUUAUUAUUAUUAUU